Molecule: messenger RNA, 3856 nt
Organism: Venturia canescens
Lineage: Eukaryota; Metazoa; Arthropoda; Insecta; Hymenoptera; Ichneumonidae
Product: ETS-related transcription factor Elf-5-like
Exons: 7
Coding region: 1910-2821 (303 amino acids)
Biological process (GO): regulation of transcription by RNA polymerase II; cell differentiation
Cellular component (GO): nucleus
Molecular function (GO): DNA-binding transcription factor activity, RNA polymerase II-specific; sequence-specific DNA binding
Source: RefSeq, a predicted model, not a curated record
CUCGUUUCACGUGCGUCAUUGUCAACUUUCAAUAUUCUUGGUCACGUUUUUCUUCUGCAAUUAUAGUAAUGAGUGCUCGUAUAUAUUAUUACACUUCAUCGAGAAGCAGUCGACUAUCUUUGGAGUAAACAAACCACUUAGAAUCGCAUUUAUGCCGAUAUUUAUCGUCCGUCGUGAUUUUUACCUGGAUAUUCUUGAUUUUUAAUGGUGUGAGAAGUUGCAGACACUCGGGAUCGCAAGAGUCGAUGGACUGUAUUUCGUAACUAAUUUUAAUCCGACCAACUGGCUUUUUCACGGUCAAAUUUCUCUACUUUUAUUUAGUUGCAAUUCUACUUCGAUACCGAACUAAAAUCGUUUGUUUCCCUAAUCUGGUUUUUGGCUCAUUUUAAUCUCUGACAUCCGAAGAUGAGAUAUCUGAGUUAAAUUUUUAAAUCAAAUCUAUUUCUGGGCUACAAAAUUAAUACUUGAAUUGGGAGAGAUGAUUUUACGCGAUACGGUAUUUAUUUAGUUUUUAUUCUUUUCAAAAUGCCUGAAUCAACUGUUCAAAGGGAUUAUUGAACUUUUGAAGGACUGUUGGAUUUUGUGUUAGAUUUCUUAUCUCUUUGAUAAAUUUUGCUUAAUCAUCAUAAAUACAAAAUUCGAGACUCCACCUGUAUUUACGUAUUCGAGCUGUAAAAAGAUCGUCCUUGACACGUGUCACUCAAUAUAAAAUCUUAUUUAAGCUAUCGAGGAAAUUAAUUGACUCAAAUUCACAAAUUCGGUCUAGAGAUGAAUCAUCAUCGAAAGAAAUUCCAAUUCAACUUCAAUAGUUCCAAUCUUAUUAAGUUAAGCAAUUAUUUAUUAAGGUGCUAUUACCGGUGAAUACUUUAGUUCCUUAAAAUUUAUUGAUAAUACGGCGAUCUGUUGUGCUGCUUUUUCAAACGGAACGAUUGUGUGAGUUAGGGCGUGUUUGUUUUAACGUCAAAUUUGGCGAAACCAAAUAUUCGUAUUUUUUCCUCAUACUCGAGGCUAAGCAUUGGGCGUCUGAAAACGAAGAGACCCGUUGAAUUAUUUGAAGUGUUCUUAUCAGAAAUGUGUCAGAUGAUCGUGUGGCUCGUUGUUUAUCUUCGACGUGUUAAGCGCUCGUCAAAAUUUGCAAGAGGGGCAAAAACGAUCGAGAUGCGCGCGCAACAAGGAAAAAAUUGUUGAAAAAUUAUGGAUUCCAAUGAUUUGGGAAAAAAAUCCCACACGCACACACGUUCGUUGGUUCUCGCGAUUGAGAUAGUAACUCAAUCGAUGGAUCGUUUUCACACUCCCCACCAAGGAAACCUUCGCGACCUUCUCCUCUUUGUGUAGCACUGCAUUAUUUAUUACCUAGUACGCAGUUUAUUACAAGAGGAAGGAAAGGUGGGGAGUUAAGGUAGUCCAACAACGUUGCGUAAUUGUCCGAGUCGCGAUCUCGAUACCACGUUUCAUUGGUCGAUUCCGGAAAGCGGGAAAUCCCAGUCAAAGAUUCUGGAACUCCCGGUUACCCCUACUCCCGUUCGUAGUUGUAAAGCAUGAUACUCAUCACGGACACUCACGACUCGCGUCAUCCAAAUAAUCUUCAAACUCGAACCGCGACUUUGUCUCGAUUUUUUUACCAUACAGUCGUUCGUACAAAACCGUCGUUCGUCCAGUCUCUUAAACUGCGGUUUAAAAAAAAUUUGGAAUUUUAUUGAAACCGAAUAUGAAAUUAUUCACGUAAAAUGAAGUGUUCUAAUUUUAUUUAAAAAAUUCAUAAUAAAUAGGAAAAAUUAAUAAUAAAUAAGAAAAAUUUAUAAUUUUCAUAAUAAAAAGUUUUUGUAAAUUCGUGCGUGAGUGAUCAAUUCAUACCAAAAUAGUUUUUAGUCUCUUUUUGGUUAUUCCUUUCCUUUUGCAAAUCACAAACAUGAGUGCCUUCGUUAAUUACAAUAGGAACGACACGUUGACGAAUUAUUUACCCAUGAGUACGUCACAACAAAGUGUCGACGACGGUCACUUUAUUCUUGACAUGGACUCUAUCGUGCGCAGAGAUAAGGAAGCUCCCAUGAUGACCACGAGGAGACUGUACGAAAACACGCGAAAAAAAUGCUCACUAGGUGACGACGAAGGAGAAUUGGACGAUGGAAAUGAUUGGUCGAGCAAACCCAUUAAAAAUUGGUCCCAAGAAGAUACGAUCAACUGGUUGAUGUCAGCAGCUUUGCAUAUGGGCCAACCGUACAGUUCUAUACAACACAGUCUCGCCGUUCCGGGGCAAAAUCUCAUUGGCAUGUCACGACAACAAUUUUUGAUGAAUGAUCCGAUAUAUGGCGAUCGUCUUUACGACAUGUUGCACUCUCAACGUCGCUCCAGUCUUCAUCCACAUUACGCAACGUUGAAUCCAAGGCCAAUUGCUUCGGAAGAUGAAAGUACUCAUGUCAGUUCGAACAACUUUUCUGAAUCCGACAAUAGUGUUGAUGUUUCCACAAAACGCCAACCUGGAAGACCUCGAGGGAUGAAAUCGAAAAAAAACUCCCCGAGUCAAGGUAAAUUAUGGGAGUUCAUAAGAGAUCUUUUGGGAAAUCCAGAAACAUGUCCAAGCCUCAUAUGUUGGGAGGAUUAUUCACAAGCGAAAUUUCGAUUCGUACGAAGCGACGAAGUUGCAAAACGCUGGGGUUCCAGAAAAGGAAAUACGAAAAUGACUUAUGAAAAAUUGAGUCGUGCUAUGAGGUAUUAUUACAAAAGUAAAAUAUUUCAACCUGUUAUCGGACGUCGAUUGGUAUAUCAGUUUGGUCCAAAUGCCAAAGGUUGGCAAACCGACAAUCCGAAUUUUCGUCGAUGAAAUUUAAUGAGGAUUAUUAUCUCGAAUUUUCCUAGUCACCGCCAGCAAUCUUGUGACACGUUACGAUAAUAUUUAUAGCUAAUUACACAAAUUUCACAAGAAAUUAAUAUUUCUCUACCGUACGAAUAAUUGAUGAACAAUUGUGUCAAAAAAAAUACUUUAGAAAGUAGCUUUUUUCACGAGUGUUCCUCGUACUGAACCUUCCAUGGAAGCUCAUGCGGAGCUCAAGGAAUAAGGGACAUUCAGAAAAGGAAAAAUUGUUGAAGCAAUGUUCUUUAAUUCACUGUUUUCCAGAACUAAGUGUACGGUCAAUGACCUUUUUUUAAACUGUUUUGUACAUUGGUCAGGGUACAUACUUAUUAAGAGGAUAAUCUAUCGUAGUUAUAUGAGCAAUGUGUUGAUAGAAGGAAUUCAUGUUGAUACCGAAGACGAACAGAAUUAUUAUAUUUUUGUAUUUAUUAUUGUAGCUUAACAGAGGUAGAUUUUACUAGGUCCGUCAAUCGUGAAUUUCUUGUUUUUUUUUUUUUUUUUUUCGUAAUCACGUUGUAUGCUGCUUAUACGAUGCUAAGACUUGUAAGGUAUCGUGUCAUACCGCUAAUGAUUUUCAAAAUACAUAAUGGAGAAGUUGUAAGCUCAGGAACUCGAUCACUAUACGGACCAAGAAUAUUAACCAUGCUAGAGAGUUGGAAUUGGAAAUUUUUCAAAGGCACGUGAGCAAUGUUUUUUUUUUCAAUCACAAGCUCAUUCGAUAUUAUUUUUCAAAUCGCUCCGUGUGCGUUUACUAAGAAUACAAACUGUCCUCUUAUCUCUAAUUGAGGUAUCCUGAUCCCUCGAAUCAUGGAACGAAUCGAAGUAACCAGUUUUAAUCUAUUCUUAUGUUUUGAGAUUUUUCAAUAUUUCGAAUAAUUUGUUCUCUUGUGGAAUUAAUAAAUCGUUGGCACUCACUCCUCCUACGAAGUCAUUAUCGUGGCUACGUGAUUCAUUGUAUUUGGCAGUGAUAUUAAUCCAAGUAAUAAACCUGGCUGAUAUUCUUAA